Rubroshorea leprosula is the source of this 345-nucleotide messenger RNA. The record is from the annotation of a GenBank genome assembly. NCBI's taxonomy places the organism in Eukaryota, Viridiplantae, Streptophyta, Magnoliopsida, Malvales, Dipterocarpaceae.
UCAUGCUUGGCUAUCUUGGUAUGGGAUUUAGAGUUUUGUGUGGCUCUGCUUGCUUGCAUUUCAAGAUCUAGCUACUGUUGGUGUUGAUUGAAGGGAUGUUGUGUUUUUUGCAUUAUCCUUUUCUUUUACAGAUUUGGUAUAAGUUUGCAGUAUGAUUGAAUUUUUGGUUAAACCCCUAUUUUGGUCCUUGAACUAUUGUACGGACCCCCGAUUUGGUCCCUGAACUAAAGAAAUCCCUAAUUUGGUCCUUGAACUAUUGUACGGACCCCUGAGUUGAUCCCUAAACUAUUGUACGGACUCUCAAGUUAGUCCCUAAACUAUUGUACGGAUGCCCAAUUUGGUCCC